Molecule: messenger RNA, 2644 nt
Organism: Salpingoeca rosetta
Lineage: Eukaryota; Choanoflagellata; Craspedida; Salpingoecidae
Product: kinase subdomain-containing protein
Exons: 14
Coding region: 131-2644 (837 amino acids)
Biological process (GO): protein phosphorylation
Molecular function (GO): protein kinase activity
Source: RefSeq, a predicted model, not a curated record
GCGAAGUUCAAUUACACCCUCGACCAGUACAACCACCACGAGCCAACCACACGAAGACCACGAAGGGUGGCAAGCACGAUCGGUUUCAGGCGGGCUGUGGCGCAUCGACGAAGAGUCCUGUUCUGACACCAUGUCCGGCAGCAUGAGCUCUGCGACAUUCAACGCACAGAAGCAGACCAGCAUCACGAUCGUCGCCACCACAGCGCAACCACCAUCACAGCGCCGUUAUCAUUUCUCCUCUGCAACACAGCUGCUUCUGGCUUCACGCAGCAGCCAGCAGGCUUCACGCAACAGCGUGAGAGACUUGAAGCGAACUGAAACCCGCGUGGCCUCCAAGGCGUCCAUCAUAACGGAGGCAGCCACGCAGUUUGCAACCAUUACGCAGUUGCAAGUAUGCGCGCAGCAGCAAGGCGGCAGCAGCAGCAGCAGCAGCAGCAGCAGGGAAGAUGACGUGCUCCAUCUGCUGGAGAGAUGGGCCCUGAAUGAAGACAGUUCAGAGUACGUCAAAAUGCAGUGCGUGUUGCGAGAACUGGAAGAUGACUUGCAGGCCGCACAACAACAGCUUGCCGCUUUAAAGGCGGGACAUGACGAGAUCAGGGCGGUGCAUGCGCAGGCACAGGUGGAGAGGAUGAAGGCGGAGGUGGAGAGGGUGAAGCGCGAUGCCGAGCAAGUGAAGGAGGACGAAGACCUAUUCAAGAAACGCAUCAAUGACAAGAAAGGCGAGAUCGGCAAUGCACGGCAUGAAAGAUUGAGGGCAGAACUGACAGGACCCGGCAACGAAGAAGCGGUUGCAGCGGCGGAGACGAAGGUGAAAGAGAAAGAGCGGGAAUUGGCCGUGCUUGAGGAACAAAAGAAGAUAUGGCGCAAGCAGAUGGAGGAGGAGAGGAAGAACGGAGAGGAAGAGAGGAAGAAGUGGCAGCAACAGCAGCAGCAACACAAAGUGUGGGUGCGCGCGUUGACGACAUUGCUGCAGGCGGCAGGUGAGCCGCUGCCACACACCACAAGUGCCGAGCACCUGUGGACUGUGGUGUCGCAGGUGGUGGACGACGCCCUGGCGACAGCGUGGGAGGCCGGCCUUGUGCCCGCUGCUGGCCCGCCCCGACUGGCCACUAUCACUUUAUCUGCUCUCCAAGCUAUCGAGAAGCGCGUUGCGGAGAAGAAGAUCAGCUCACCUGCCGCGAUCAGAGACGAAUUCUUCUUCACGACGCCACCCAGCAGCAUCACCAAGCCCGAGAAGAACCCGUAUCUCGUCUACUGGCCGGACAAUGCCCAGUUCUUCACCGACAUAUGGCGAGAGCCACUCGCAAAACAGUUUGAGCUGAAGGCUGAUGACAUCACGCCGCAAGCAGUGAUUGCAAAGAUUCACGAAAUACCAGUGCUGGAGGUGUCCAGCAGCCGUGGGCCCCGCCCCAGGGGGCGCCAAGUGACGCUUGGCCUGCGACAAGGUCUGCCUUUGCCAAAAGCACUGCCAACAGGAUGGUCCAACGAAGCGGAGAUGUGCACCGAUAUCGCCGAGCACCUUCGCGCCACGGCUGCGCACCUCGACCCUGGUGUCACGUUCCCGAGUGAGGUCCCAAUCAUGACGUUCAAGCCAGGCACCCGCCCCAAAACAGACAUUGUGAUGGUGGACCGUCACACAAACACAAUAGCGGCCGUAUUUGAGCUCACGCUAGGCGAGGAUGCUGACUCGCUUGGCCAGUUGGCAGCGUACGCGCACCACGCGAUUGUGGCGAACGUGCACCGCAUUGCAGGCGAGCACCGGCAAAGUGUUGUAUGCACAAUUGCGCCCGUGCCUGUGCUCGUGUGUGGUGUGAUUCACAUGAUGCUGGUUGUGCUUAUCGCUGUGCUGUCAGCAGAGACACCGAAAGUGCUCAGUUCCGUCGCCAACAAAGGAAGCGGAUACGUGUGCAAGUUCAUCAAGACUGGGCACCGUGCUGGCGACUUGCGUGCUGAAGAGAUUGAAAACAUGUGGAAGUACGUCAACGGGCAACGCGCUUGCAGUCGCAUCCCCGCCACCAACAGCACCGCCACCACCAACAGCAAGAGCAGCACCACGAACACCGCCACCAGCAACAUCAUCAUCAGCAGUGGCAACGGCACGCAGAUGAUUGCGGUGCCCCACCUCGGGUCGACCCGCACUCACAUUCACGAACAGCACGUCGCGCAGCUCUGCAACAGCUUGUUUCUCCUGUCAGCGGCUGGUCUCGUUCACCAUGACAUUCGCUGUGCCAACGUGGUCGUGAGCGGCGACAAAGCCUCUCUGAUCGACUUCGAACUGUCUGGCUGCGACGCCGAUGUCAUGAAGGCAGCCAAACUCAAGCCGGCUGAGGUUGCUCUUCGUACGGACCUGCCUGAGCGGUCAGCACACAUCCGUGCAGCUGGUGACGAGCGAGUGAAACGCCACAUCGAGGAUGACUGGAUUGCCAUGUUCUACGUGUGCGUUCUCCGGUCUGCGCUCUACAAGAGGGCACCGCAGAUGGCACACAGGGCAACCAAGGACGCCAUGCUGGCCGCGUUGGAACAGCUCGAACAACAGCAGCAGCAGCAGCAGGGGAAGGGGAAGCAAGGGGAGAAGGAGAAGCAGCAGGGUCAUGUCGUGCUGGUCGGGAUGAACCCGCGCUGCCGCAGUCGACUGUUCUAUUGA